UUUCCUGGUAUACAGAGUGCCUCAUUCCUGACCUCCACCCUAGGCUCCUUGGUGGGGGUUGGGGAGGGUGUCAGAGGUCAGCCGCUGCAGCAUCACGUGACUUCACCAUUGUAGAGGUACAAUAGAUGGCAAGCACCCAUGGCAAGUGCCCCUUUGUGGUUGACGGGUUGCACUCUCUCUCUCUCCCCUGGUAUUCAUUCCGGCUGGUUUGGGAACCUGACUUCUCUGAAGGAGUCCAUCUCCAGACGUGCUAGUAAAGGGUGAGCCUAGACGUUUUUUUUAAAAGGGGGUGCUGUACCUUUAAAUUCUGAAAGUGAACUUGGCUCAGGAAGGCCAGUAGUCAAGGUCCAGCCCCUAGAAGAGAGAAGAGCGGCAGACUCUGCGUCCUCGGCUGGGGCAGGCUCCUGGCAGCAUGGCAGGGAAGCUGGGGGUCCUCCUGCUGGCCCUCGUGCUCAGCCUGGCACAGCCAGCCUCGGCCCGCCGGAAACUCCUGGUGUUUCUGCUGGACGGCUUCCGAGCAGACUACAUCAGCGAUGAGGCCCUGGAGUCCUUGCCUGGGUUCAAAGAGAUUGUGAGCAGAGGGGUCAAAGUGGAUUACUUGACCCCGGACUUUCCCACUCUCUCUUAUCCCAAUUACUACAGCCUCAUGACCGGUCGCCACUGUGAGGUCCAUCAGAUGACCGGGAACUACAUGUGGGACCCCGACACCAACAAGUCAUUUGACUUAGGUAUCAACAGAGACAGCCGGUUGCCCCUCUGGUGGAACGGAUCAGAACCUCUGUGGGUCACUCUGACCAAGGCCAAGAGGAAGGUCUACAUGUACUACUGGCCAGGCUGUGAAGUUGAGAUUCUUGGUGUCAGACCUACUUACUGCCUCGAGUAUAAAUCUGUCCCAACGGAUAUCAAUUUUGUCAAUGCAGUCAGCGGCGCUCUUGAUGUCUUCAAGAGCGGCCAGGCGGACCUGGCGGCCAUCUACUAUGAGCGCGUCGACGUGGAAGGCCACCAUUACGGGCCCUCGUCGCCACAGAGGAAAGACGCUGUGAAGGCCGUGGACACCGUGAUGGCGUACAUGACCAAGUGGAUCCAGGAACGGGAGCUGCAGGACGACCUUAACGUCAUCAUCUUCUCAGAUCACGGGAUGACUGACAUUUCCUGGAUAGACAAAGUGAUCGAGCUGGAUAACUACAUCAACCUCCGUGACCUGCAGCAGCUGAAGGGGCGAGGGCCAGUCGUGAGCCUGUGGCCAGCCCCAGGGAAGCAUUCUGAGAUAUAUAACAAAGUGAGGCGAUUGGAGCACAUGACUGUCUACGCGAAGGAAGACAUUCCCAGCAGGUUCUAUUACAAGAAAGGGAAGUUUGUCUCCCCUCUGACCCUAGUGGCCGAUGAAGGAUGGUUCAUAACUGAGAAUCGAGAGUCGCUCCCAUUCUGGAUGAACAGCACCGUCACCCGCAAGCCAGAAGGCUGGCACUGGGGCUGGCAUGGAUACGACAACGAGCUCAGAGCCAUGAGGGGCAUCUUCCUGGCCUUCGGACCUGAUUUCAAAUCAGACUUCAGAGCCGCUCCCAUCAGAGUCGUGGAUAUCUACAACCUCAUGUGCAAGGUGACAGGCGUCACCCCCUUGCCCAACAAUGGGUCCUGGUCCCGGGUGAUGUGCAUGCUGAAGGACCCGGCCAGCUCGGCCCCAGGCGCCCAGCCCUGUGCCUGUGCACUGGUCACCGUCCUGCUGGUACUGCUGGUGAUGCUGGCCUAGCUGCUUGCGGCGUGUCCCCAACACUCCACACAGUGGGUAAAUUAACCACCUCAAUUCAUGUGAGGACAUACAACUGUUAAUGUAUUCUUGGAUGAUUCCAUACACAAAAGUCCCUUUUCUUUAGAAUUUUUUUUUGUUUAUAUUUUCUAGAGGUAAGGAAAAUUCUAGCUUUUCAUUUGUUCAACUAUAGGUUAUUUUCUUCUUCUUUUUUUCUUUUUUUGAUGUACUCAGAUGGCUUGUCUGAACAGGGCCUCCCGCUGUAGUGACUAGACCCCAGGUGGGUAUUCUGUGGAGUCCUGGUCCCUCUGUUUUGCACAAAGCAGGCUCUUGUCUGGGGUCUGUCUACAUCUGGGAGCCAUCCUGUACAGCUCCUUCCAUCAGGGGGAAAACGGAGGCCCAUUUGAAAGCAGUAGCUGCUGUCUAUUUCUGACCCAGCUCGUGACGUUUCUUCACCUUAUACGAAGUCCCAGAAAGGGAGUAUCUUAGCUUGGCUCACCCAUCAGUCAAACUCACUAAGAAUUGCAGAAUUCAGAGAACAAAGUGAAAGGUAUGGGUUUCUUCCCAAAGUCUGAGCGCACAAAAUUUUCUCCCUGCGUGGAGGAACAGAAGAGUUUACUGUAGAUACGGGCUUCAAUGAGCCUUCUAGCGUGUUCGUGGUGUGAACACACACGGCAGGAACUGGAUUGCCUGUCUGCCCACCUGCUUGUGGGAAGGCUGACUCAGAGGAUCCCAAAUAGAAUGUGAGUGCGUGCUCAGUCACUUCAGUCAUGUCUGACUCUGUGCAACCCCAUGGACUGUAGCCCCCAGACUCCUCUGUCCAUGGGAUUCUCCAGGCAAGAAUACUGGAGUGGGUUGCCAUUUCCUACUCUAAGGAAUCUUCCCAACCCAGGGAUCAAACCUGGGUCUCUUACAUCUUCUGCGUUAGCAGGUGGGUUCUUUACCGCUAGUGCCACCGUAAACUCCAGCAACACCGGACAUAUCCUCUAUCAUCACGGGUGGGGAAAGGGAUGUCUGGCUGAUGAGUGUGGACAUACUUGCAGAAAUCUCACUCCAUUGCUUGAAAUGGUGACGUAUUGAGCAUAAGUUUGAUGCACCUGUGUCCCUGAAAGCAAGGCUUCUUCAACAACCACAGCAAAGUGGACACUUGAGUGACCCAGAAUUCCAAGAAAAAUGGUGGAGUGCAGGGAACAGACUCAGCAUGAUGCAACUGAAUUCCCAGUCACUAACCACUUGGCCAUUUGAUUAGGUAACAGUUUGGGCAAAGUGACACCUCAGAGACCUUGGUUUUUAAGAAACCCCAAAGAAGAGGCACUGAGCCUGAGUUGAAAUGUUUUUAGUCUCCUAAGUCUGCUAUAGGAGAUCUUGUUGCAAGACAAGGGAUACCUAUACUUCUAUGUGAUCAGAGUCAUAGACAUGUAUCACUGCAUUAAAAAUGAGUUUGCACUAAAUGAAGCCCACCUGCAGAUGAGACUUUUUAUCAAGAAAAGACAACAGAUCAGGUCUCACCAGGACAAUAAAGCCUCAGACAAUAAACAUUCUGCUUAUGUGUUGUUUACCUUGAAAAAUAAAAAUCUACGCUCACCCUGAUUCAAGAAGUCUGGGAGCCAUCUCCAGACCUUGAAUCAUGAGAGCGAAGGAUCACUGCUUAAAAAUAUCACAUUUAUCUUCACAAAAGAUUUCUAAGGUUUUAUGUAAUGUGUUUUUAAAGCGCUAGCAAACCUUCAAGUCAAUAGGAAAGGCAAAUCAGCCUUUGUUAUCUGUCUGAAAGCCAAUUAGUGCUUUGGGAACAUUGUGGUGGUUACUGAAAGAGCAUCUAUUGUUUGAAGUUUUCUUUCUCUGUAAAGGACUGUGUUCUAAUUAAUUCAGUGGAGCUCAUUGUGCUCCCAUGUGAAGGAAGGAGCCCUAAAAGAAACCCAGUGAUUCAACUAAAAGUGGAUUAUUCAAGUCUAGAGGGGUACGAACAGAUAUACGGUCUUGAGUUUGUCCUUCCCACUCUGUUCUACCAAUUUUUCCCCUCACUCAUUCUUAAAAUCUUCAAGUUACAUAGUAAAAUCUCAGACAUUUGCCUGACAAGGUGUAGUUACUCUGUAAGUGGUUUUGAAGCUCCAGUACUUCGCCCACCUGAUACAAAGAGCGGACUCUUUAGAAAACACCCCAAUGCUGGGAAAGAUUGAAGGAAGGAGAAGGGGAUGACAGACAAUGAGAUGGUUGGAUGGCAUCAUC
Messenger RNA from Bubalus bubalis (water buffalo), 3973 nucleotides. It is a transcript of the gene ENPP6, whose product is annotated as ectonucleotide pyrophosphatase/phosphodiesterase 6. The transcript has 8 exons. Bases 413 to 1750 code for a protein of 445 amino acids. The record is from RefSeq and is a predicted model, not a curated record. Lineage: Eukaryota; Metazoa; Chordata; Mammalia; Artiodactyla; Bovidae.